AAUGGUACAGAAGGGCCGUCCUAAACGGUGUCCCAGAUAAAGUAAAAAGUGCCAUGGUAGAUAAUCCUGACAUGGCAGGAUGUGAGUCAACUGUGUGGGAACGGCAUUUGAUUCAUCAUCUGUCCCGAGCACAGGAGACUGUAGAUGAAGAACAGGACAGCCUUAAAGAGCUGCAAGCCCAAUUGUUAAAACUUCAACUCACGGAGGCCAAACAAAAGAUAAGUAACAAGAAGAAACAGGACAAAACAAACCCCAAAAACAUGGUAGCCACACAACCUUCCCCUCAGAAUGAUUUAGGAGAUGCUGGUUUGCAUCCGUGGGUGCCGCCACCUCCUAUGCCGCCACAAAGACCAUCUUAUCAGAGAUUUACUGGAGGAUAUGGGAGAGGUAGAGGCGUGUGGGGAGGAGGACGAGGAAGGGGCGGACCACCAAGGGGACCGCAAGGGAGAGACCAAUGUUACUUCUGUAACCAAACAGGCCAUUGGGUGAGAAAUUACCCCCAGCGUCAAGGAAGCUUCCAGCGUGGGGGGCGAGGACGAGGAGGUCCUAGGCCCUGUGGGACGAAUGGAUGGCCCUGCCCUAUUGAAGGCCAGUGUACCACCCACCCAGUAAAACGACAGCUGCCACUCACAGAGUGGGAUCAGUGGGAAAACUGGGGAGACCAGCAGCAGCAAUGAGACACCCCACAGAGAAGCCAAGGCAGCAUUAAUAUCAGACGAAACAAUAACGGUAGUGGGCUUCUCUGGGGAAAAGCUGACUCUGCCAAUCACCGUACCUAUUGUCACCCAGCUGGGUGGACAAAAAGUGACACAUUCAUAUGUCCAUUCGCCCACUGUGCCUUUGAAUUUACUGGGAAGGGAUCUCCUGAUAAAACUAGGGGCAACCAUUCUGUCCAGCCCAGAUGGACUAAGAGCGACUCUGCCUGACGUCACCAAACUCCAGUGUGACGGUGUAGCCACAAGUGGACAGUAUCUGAUGCAACCAAUUGAAGAGACAUAUGCUGACAUCUACUGGGGAACGCUACAACCAGAGACUGCUGAGACGCCUGGUAUCCUCUCUGCGUACCUACGGUGGAAGCCCUGGAUCGCCCAAAUCGAACCAUAUGUCUCUCCACCCGAUCCUCCUCAUGUAACUCUCUUCUA
Cynoglossus semilaevis (tongue sole) is the source of this 1142-nucleotide messenger RNA. RefSeq lists its product as uncharacterized. Lineage: Eukaryota; Metazoa; Chordata; Actinopteri; Pleuronectiformes; Cynoglossidae. The record is from RefSeq and is a predicted model, not a curated record. Gene Ontology annotation, molecular function: nucleic acid binding; zinc ion binding. The transcript has 2 exons. The coding region runs from base 54 to 677 and encodes 207 amino acids.